This is a messenger RNA of Dentiscutata heterogama, 510 nucleotides long. The record is from the annotation of a GenBank genome assembly. Lineage: Eukaryota; Fungi; Glomeromycota; Glomeromycetes; Diversisporales; Gigasporaceae.
AUGACCGAUGAAUUUGAAUCUGUUUUAUCCUCAUGCCAAAGAGGUGGUCCUAAUUGUCAGGAUGAAGAUAAAUCUAUGAUCCGAAAGACUGAAUAUGUGCAUACGGCAUGUGAUAAGUGCCGAAAAAAUCAUCACAAAUGUUCAGGACCACCAAGAUGCUUGAGAUGCGAGACCCAAAAUUUUCUUUGUAACUUUAAUAAGAUCCCAAAAAAACGUGGACCUAAGCCUAAAUUACAUCGCAUAGUAGGGAUUCAAAGAAACUCGGUAACUAUGGAUAUCCUUAUUCAAGUGUUCAACGACACAAAAAAAGAUUUAAUUACAGAAUUGAUAAGUCAGUUUAAUAUUAUGGUGGGCGCUGGACUCUAUUCAUUAGAAAGCCCAACAUCAAUUCAAAAUAAUGAGGGGGCUGCGUUGCCCUUAUAUUUCUUGAACAAAUUUUAUAACAUGCCCACCGGAAACUAUGAGAUCGAUUCAUUUUGUUUACGAAAUAUUCAAUCAUCAAUCAAAGAG